Lycium barbarum (goji berry) is the source of this 1245-nucleotide messenger RNA. RefSeq lists its product as uncharacterized. Bases 188 to 883 code for a protein of 231 amino acids. Gene Ontology annotation, molecular function: structural constituent of ribosome. The record is from RefSeq and is a predicted model, not a curated record. The transcript has 6 exons. NCBI's taxonomy places the organism in Eukaryota, Viridiplantae, Streptophyta, Magnoliopsida, Solanales, Solanaceae. Gene Ontology annotation, cellular component: mitochondrial large ribosomal subunit.
CAAAAACUAACAGUCAGAAAAAAAAAAAUGAUAUUGUGAAAGAAAAUAUGUACAUUCAAUUCGAGGGACAACACAUCAGGUUUCACUUUUACUGAGCUUACACGCAUUUCACAGAGAGAUUAUAAUAAUUACUAAGUAAACAUUUCUAAAGAGCUGUGGAACUUUGGGGUUUUAGGGUUUUGUGAAAAUGCAGAGGUGGGGUUCGUCAAUUGGUCGAUCUGUGCAAUGUAAACGAUGGUUUUCUUCAUCCAACACUGAUAAAAUUGUCGCCUCCGUCCUGUUCGAGAGAUUACCAGUUGUUGUCCCCAAAAUAGAUCCUACUGUCUAUGCUUUUCAAGAAUUUUCGUUUCGUUGGAGGCAGCAGUAUCGACGGGAGUAUCCAGAAAGUUUCCUGAAGAAGUCUGAUACCAGGGGAAAAGGUGAUUAUCAAAUUGAUUAUAAACCAGCUCCUCGAAUCUCAGAGGCCGAUAAAACUAAUGAUCAGAGGUCAUUACAGCGAGCACUUGACAGAAGACUCUAUCUUCUUGUUCAUGGUGCCACACAUGACUCUCCUAGUGGAAAGCCUGUCUGGCAUUUCCCAGAAAAAGUUUUUGAGUCUGAAGAGACCCUUCGCAAGUGUGCUGAGUCUGCCCUAGAAUCUGUUAUUGGAGAUCUUUCACAUACAUAUUUUGUUGGAAAUGCCCCUAUGGGUCAUAUGGUCAUACAACCCACUGAAGAUAAGAAAAUCUCAUCAAUCAAGCGCUUCUUCUUCAAAUCCCAAGUUAUUGCAGCCAACAAAUUUGAUAUUAAAAAGUGUGAUGAUUUUGUCUGGGUGACAAAAGAUGAACUGUUGGAAUACUUUCCUGAGCAAGCUGAAUUCCUGAACAAGAUGAUCAUCAGCUGAUGUUAUUUUCUAUUUCAACUUUAGGCUGGGUAGAAUAGUGGAAAUAGUUUUGAUUAUAUACUGAUCUGAAAAUCCAUUUCUUUCAACCAAUGUAAUGGGUUUUGACUGCUGGUGACCAAUUUUAUGCCCCCACAGUAAGAAGAUCUGACUAUCAUUUCCCAGUGCGCCUCUCAUCAAGUUUUGUAGAAUUUUGAACGUAGGAUACAUAAAUUUGUGAUGGCCUUCUGUCUCAGCUAUUCCCAUUUCUUUUUGUGAGAAGCUAUGCUCAGAACUCUGAACUAGUCAUGCAAUUCAGUAUGAAUAUGCUUGUAGAUGCAUGAUUUCAUCUUGUGUUAAGAAAUAAACAAAACAAAUACUUACCA